AUGGCUUUCCUCUUAAAAGAUUCUCCAGAAUGCGCCAAAUCUGAACUCGAUUUAUUUACAUUACCUCCAACCCAAACAGUUAUAGAAAGAGGACAAUGGAUAGAAUUUCAUCCCCUUGCGAAUGUGUCGGAUGGAAGUCCUGUCGAAUUCAAUGUCGCGGGUAGUGGCGAUGACUAUUUGGAUUUAUCUCAAACUCAGUUAUACGUCAAAGUUAAAAUUUUGAAAAGCAAUGGCGGCUCUCUCGGAAAAGAUGAUAAAGUGGGACCCGUGAAUUUGUUUCUGCACUCCCUCUUUUCUCAAGUUGAUAUAAGCUUAAAUGAAAGACUUAUUUCCUCCAGCAAUAACACGUACCCUUACAGAGCCAUCAUAGAAAAAUUACUUAAUCAUGGUUUUGAUACGAAAACUUCUCAAUUAUCAUCAGAAUUAUAUUUUAAAGAUACAGCAGGCCGUAUGAAUGUUUUUGAUACUGCGGAUAAGCAACCUAAUGAGGGAUUCAAUAAAAGAGCAGAAGAAUUUAAACUUAGUGCUACAGUGGAUAUGAUUGGACGGCUACAUCUAGAUAUGUUUCAUCAAGAAAGACUUUUGUUGAACAUGGUCGAUAUGAAAAUUAAACUUAUCCGCAGCAAACCGGAAUUUUGUUUACUGGGGGAGGGGAAUUUUAAAGUGUCAUUGGAACAUGCCUCAUUAUUUGUACGCAAAGUUCGAGUCAGUCCAGGUGUAAUUUUAGGGCAUGCAAAAAGUUUAGAAAAAGCGACAGCGAAAUAUCCUAUCAACCGAGUGCUUUGCAAAGUGUAUUCCAUUCCAUCAGGAAAUAUGAGUUUUGUUCAAGAUAGUAUUUUUACGGGCCAGAUGCCUAAACGCUUAAUUGUUGCUUGUGUCGAUAAUGAUGCUUUCAACGGAAACUAUAAAAAAUCUCCCUUCGAAUUUAAGCACAAUCAUAUCAAUUUUAUUGGCAUUUACGUAGAUGGGCAACCUAUGCCUCACAAUCCUCUUCAACCUGAUUUCAUGAAUAAAACCUUUAUUCGUGCUUAUCAGAAUUUAUUUGCCAAUGCAGAAAACCGAGGAUUGUAUCUUUCGAGAUCAGAGUAUCCAGAAGGAUACUGCUUAUUUCUUUUCGAUCUAUCACCUGACUUGUGUGAUGGUUCUCACUUGAAUUUAGUCCGUCAUAGUAAUUUGAGACUGGAGGUAAAAUUCGGUUUCCCUCUGCCAAUAACAACAUCGUUAAUAGUCUAUGCAGAAUUUGAAAACUUAAUAGAAAUCAAUAAAUCUAGAAAUAUUAUCUACGAUUUUGGUAACUAA
This is a messenger RNA of Stegodyphus dumicola, 1299 nucleotides long. RefSeq lists its product as uncharacterized. The record is from RefSeq and is a predicted model, not a curated record. Lineage: Eukaryota; Metazoa; Arthropoda; Arachnida; Araneae; Eresidae. Gene Ontology annotation, cellular component: cytosol. Gene Ontology annotation, molecular function: ribonucleoside-diphosphate reductase activity, thioredoxin disulfide as acceptor. Gene Ontology annotation, biological process: deoxyribonucleotide biosynthetic process.